Perca flavescens (yellow perch) is the source of this 2441-nucleotide messenger RNA. RefSeq names its product mitogen-activated protein kinase 12a (gene mapk12a). Gene Ontology annotation, biological process: protein phosphorylation. Bases 362 to 1447 code for a protein of 361 amino acids. NCBI's taxonomy places the organism in Eukaryota, Metazoa, Chordata, Actinopteri, Perciformes, Percidae. The record is from RefSeq and is a predicted model, not a curated record. The transcript has 12 exons. Gene Ontology annotation, molecular function: MAP kinase activity; ATP binding.
CAUGCCCCAAACCCUGAGGAACAUAGGGUUGGAGCUGCCAUUUAAAGGACAGCGCGUAUUGACAACUUUUCCUAAUUGUGCGCACAACGCAUUUCAAAGCAAUGUUGUUAGCCCAGUCUCGUAUUACUCGCAUUCCAUUCUCCUUUUCACCUUUAAUUGUAGGCUCCUCUCAGGACUCGGGAGUGGCUUUGGUUGACCUCAGGGUGCGCCUGACACGCAGAGGCUGCGCAAUGAUCGAGGCUAGAUAGUGCAUAGGUAGGAUCUGGGACAAUGGGUGUGUAGCGACGCAUGAGACAAAACAACCAAAGAAGGACCUCCCCUAGACUAGUUUUAUUUUGUUUUGUUUUUUUAAUAGAAUAGGAUGUCUAAGCGAGUCAGGCCCGGCUAUUACCGCCAGGAAGUCAACAAAACCUCAUGGGAAGUACCGGAGCGGUACCGGGAGCUGAAGCAGGUGGGGACCGGGGCGUACGGGACGGUGUGCUCAGCAGUGGACUCCAGAACAGGAACCAAAGUGGCAAUCAAGAAGCUGUACAGACCUUUCCAGUCAGAGCUCUUCGCCAAGCGGGCCUACAGGGAGCUGAGGCUUCUCAAACACAUGAAACAUGAAAAUGUGAUUGGCCUAUACGAUGUGUUUACUGCUGACCUCUCUCUGGACAGAUUCCAUGACUUUUAUCUGGUGAUGCCGUUCAUGGGAACAGAUCUGGGGAAGCUGAUGAAGAUGCAGAGGCUGUCAGAGGAGAAAAUUCAGUAUUUGGUUUAUCAGAUGCUCAAAGGGCUUAAGUAUAUUCAUUCUGCUGGUAUCAUCCACAGGGAUCUCAAACCAGGAAAUCUCGCCAUCAACCAAGACUGUGAGCUCAAGAUCCUGGACUUUGGUUUGGCGCGGCAGGCAGACAGCGAGAUGACGGGGUAUGUGGUGACUCGCUGGUACAGAGCCCCUGAGGUGAUCCUGAGCUGGAUGCACUACACUCAGACGGUGGACAUUUGGUCUGUGGGCUGCAUCAUGGCAGAGAUGCUGCAAGGAAAACCUCUUUUUAAAGGCAGAGACCACCUCGAUCAGCUGACUGAGAUCAUGAAGCUCACGGGAACACCAACUCAGGAAUUUGUAUCAAAACUACAAUCUGAGGAUGCCAAAGGCUACAUCAAAAGCCUUCCAAAAGUGGAAAAGAAAGACCUUCAGAAGGUGUUUUCCACAACUAAUCCACAAGCCGUGUCUGUGCUGGAGCGCAUGCUAUUGCUGGAUCCAGAGAGCAGAGUAACCGCUGCAGAUGCUCUCAUGCUGCCUUACUUCACUGAGUUCAGAGAGCCAGAGGAGGAGACGGAAGCACAGCCGUACGACCACUCGCUAGACAACACAGACCAGACCCUGGACCAGUGGAAACGUCACACCUUCACAGAGAUCUUGACCUUUAAACCAGUCGUGCCGGAGUCCAAAGAGACCGCACUGUAGGGAGACAAGGAGUCGGCUAUGCAGCGUGGGACCGGAACAAACUUACAUGUCUCUUUUUAAUCUUGGUCUCAACUGGAAGAACUCUUUGAUCACAAGGCUUAAUGAAUGCCUGUGAAUCCAGUUCCCAAUUCUCUUAGACGUGCAAGCUGCCACGUUUUGGAUUUCUAGUAGCUUGCUUCCUGACGUUAGUAUCAGACCUUUUCAGCAUGUCCUACAGUGCUGAGCAUGCUCGCUCAGCUGCUGUAAGUCAGGUAAUAAUAUUCUUUGAUACGUAACUAAGUUAUCAAGGAAUCAUGGGUUGCUUUUCUUGAGUUAUUAGUCCAGUUUCAGUUUCACUUCAGUGGUACACAUAAGUUGUAGGAUUUUUUGUCUUUUUUUUUUUAAAGUUCAAAUCAAGACAUUUCACAUUUUACUUAUAGAGAAAAGAAAUAUUGUAGUCAAACUAAAUCUGAAAUUCUUGACUGAUCCGGGUGAAAUUUGUUGUCUAAAAGGGAUGCUUCGCUUGAGUCAUUUGUAUCAGUAAAAACAUAAUUUAAAGGCGAUAGAUCCAGGAAAAUGCUGCAAUGAAACGAAAUGUAAAAUAAUGAGAAUGACUUCAAUUGAUGUACUGUGUGUUGUUUUGUGAAGUAGCUUCCCCUUCCGUGACUACGUGUCCUUAAAAGACAUUUGAUUGGAAUUGUUGGGACGUGCGCGUGUUCGAAUGUGCGUCUGUGUGUAGUCUAAACGUCUGCUCUGACCUCAUAAUUCCUCCCAGUGGCCUUAAGAUCACGACACAACAAAAACACUGCUGAGCUGCCAAUCAUACAAAAUCCAUCCCAGCAGGUCGUGCACAAACAUUCACGUUUGAAUUUCAUACCAAAAACAAACUUACAUCCCAUUAGCUUGUUUUUUUGGAAACAAAGAAAAGAACAAAACACAUUGUCUAUGCUGAUUUGUGAAUUGAUGUUUCUAACACUACUUGUGCUUUUUUAUCAUUAAAGAUUGUCUUUGAAAA